Molecule: messenger RNA, 1188 nt
Organism: Teleopsis dalmanni
Lineage: Eukaryota; Metazoa; Arthropoda; Insecta; Diptera; Diopsidae
Exons: 3
Coding region: 159-923 (254 amino acids)
Source: RefSeq, a predicted model, not a curated record
AUAAUGUAUUAAAUAUUAUAAAAAUAACUACAUUUAACUAAAUUCAAUUGUGGAAUUGUGGAAAGAAAACAAAUUUGAACCAGAAAACAACUAUUGAUUCAAAACAAUAUCAUAUUCAUUUUUAAAAACAGUAAAAUAGCUAUCCAAUAGACGACGGAAUGAAAUUAGACCAUAAAAUCAAAGUUGACAACAGACCUGACAGGCGGCGUCGUUAUGAACAUGUAAGUCCACCACCGUUACCACUAGGAACUAGUCGUAGUCCUAGUCCAUCACAUUUAGAAGUUAGAUAUGGAGUACCAUUGCGACGCCGUCCUCAACUUAUGCUUCAACCGUUAAAUAUAUACGCUGCACCGCAAUAUUCCGUACAAAACAUUCCGGCAAUUAAUGGUCAUAUUAAUUAUGGUUCUUCGCAAUUAAAUGUUGAUGCAAGACGAAGUAGAAGGGAAGUUGGAGGAAUAUUUGCGUUGCAGAAUUUUCAGCCUAAUGAAUUUCAUAGACGCCAUAAUUCUAAUCACCACGUUGCUCCUUGUAAUCGUUCGCGUUUACCAUCUGCACGCGCUGACCAAACACCAGGUGUUAAUAAUCAAUUUAAUCCUAAUACACACUGUGGACCCAAUAUAGCGCUACCACAUCUGGUAUCCAAUGACAAUGCUCAUACUUCACCACCUUUGAAUGCUGAACUAGUAUCAACAGUACCACCCAGCCAAGCUGAUCAUCGUAUGUACAAUUAUUUUGACGAACCGUGUAAUUCAAAUGUCCACCAAAGUCGGCCUGGCCACCGUCCUACAGAAUGUUUACCAUCAGAAAACUUUAGACAAAACAAUCGCAAAAGAUUUGUUCUGUGCAGUAAUUCUGCAUUAUCUUCAGAUAACACCCGAAGCCGUAGCCCAUCCACAGAUUCAAUUUCAGAUCUUAGUUCAUAAUUGAUAGGCUAAUAUCAAAAUAAAACAAGUCUGAAUUCACGACCUUGAUUUUCCUGCAGAAUACCACCAUAUGGCAGAAAUGAAACAGGUUACACAACUAAAAAAUUUGAACCAAAUGUUCAAGAAUUCUUUAUAUCAAUUAUUAUCAUACAAACCAAAAGGACUCAACGUUAUGCAGACAUAAACAAAUGAUUUAUCAAUUUAAAUAUUGGUUUUAAUUCCGACAAUCUUGCAGUUUUUAUUAGAAUUACAGUUAAGCCUAUUU